GACGCCGCCCGCUGGGUGCGCCUCGCGGAGCUCUUCCGCCCGCUCCCCGUGCGUCCCGAGCAGCUCGCGGUCUUCGCGAAGACCCCGGGGGCGGACGAGGAGCCGUGGGACAUCCUGCUCUCGACGCUCGGGCUCGAAGAGCACACCGCCCUCGAGAGGCUCGCCGAGCGCGUGGGGCUCGAGUUCAUCGCGGAGCCCAGGACCGAAGACAGCGCCGAGGUGUUCUUCGAGCGGGUGCCCAGCUCGGCGGCGCGCCGUCACCAGAUCGUCGGCCUCUCGGCUGACGGCGCGAGCGUGACCGUGGCGACGAGCCAGCCGCUGGCGCCCGGCGCGCUCACCGAGACCGAACGCCUCCUGCGGCUCCCCGUCAGGCUCGUGCUGAGCCCCCGGGCGCAGGUGGGCGAUCUCAUCAACCGCGGCUACGAGCAGCGCCAGGACCUCGUGACCGAGAUCGUCGAGGACCUCCCGUUCGACGAGCAGGCGUUCGAGACGGCCGCGGGCACGAUCGGCAAGGCGACGGACCUCUUGCAGCUGGCGCGUCAGACGCCCGUGAUCCGUCUGGUCAACAUGAUCCUCUUCGAGGCGAUGCGCCGGCGCGCCAGCGACAUCCACAUCCACCCGCUCGAAGAGAAACUGCUGAUCCGCUUCCGCGUCGACGGGCUGCUGGUCGACGCGUUCAGCCCGCCGCUCUCGCUCGCGCCCGCGAUCAGCUCGCGACUCAAGGUGAUGGCGGAGCUGGACAUCGCCAACCGCCACAGCCCGCAGGACGGGCAGACGACGGUGCGCGUGGGCUCGCGCAAGAUCGACAUCCGUCUCUCGUGCGUGCCCACCAUCUUCGGCGAGCGUCUCGUGCUCCGCCUGCUCGACCAGACGCAGACCAAACUCUCGCUCGAUUCCCUGGGCAUGGACGCCGAGAUGCAGACGCGUCUGAUGUCCUACGUCGACCGCCCGACCGGGAUGAUCCUGGUGACGGGCCCGACGGGGUCGGGCAAAACGACGACGCUCUACGCGGCGAUGGAGCGCAUCGACCGUCACUCGCGCAACGUGAUGACGAUCGAAGACCCCGUCGAGUACCACCUCGACAACAUCGCGCAGGUGCAGGUGAACCCGAAGCGCGGCGUGACGUUCGCCUCCGGUCUGAAAUCCCUCCUGCGCCAGGACCCGGACGUCAUCCUGGUGGGCGAGAUCCGCGACGCCGAGACCGCGCAGCUCGCCGUGCAGGCCUCGCUGACCGGGCACCUCGUGCUCGCGACGCUGCACACGAACGACGCGCCCAGCGCGAUCUCGCGGCUCCAGGACAUCGGCAUCGAGCCCUACCUCAUCAGCUCGUCGGUGCUCGCGGUGCUCGGGCAGCGUCUGCUGCGCAAGAAAAAGUCGCCCGACUCCGACGAUUACGAGGGACGCAUCGCCAUCUACGAGCUGAUGGAGAUCACCGACCCCGUGCGCGAGAUGACCAUGAAGUCGGUCGAUUCCGUUCAGCUCAUGGCGCAGGCGAUCAAGGACGGCAUGGAGCCGAUGAUCGCCGACGGGCGCAAGAAAAUCGCCCGCGGGCUCACGAGCGAGGUCGAGCUGCGCCGGGUGCUGCACGACGCGGGGGCGCCCGGCACGGAGCCCGGCGCGCUCGCCGAGGAACUGCGGCGCGGCGUGCGCGCCGCCGACGGGCGCGCCGCUCUGGCCGAUUCGCUCGGCGAGGAGAACCUCCUCCUGCUCCGCGCGUGGGAGAUCCCCUCCUGGGCCUCGGGCGGGGGCGACGACGCGCUCGCGCUGAGCGACUAUCUGUCGCUCAACGAGCAGCUCGCGCUGCUCGUCAGCCGCGGCGUGCCGCUGGUCGAGGCGCUCGAGGUGGCCGAGAGCGUGGUCAGCCCGAAGGCGCAGCGCCGCGUGCGCCAGCUGCGCGAGCGCGUCGCGGCCGGCGAUGCGUUCGCCGACGCCUGCGCCGACGCGGGCGGGUUCGACGAGGUCGCGGUCGCCGUCUACCGGGCGGCGGAGCGCUCGGGCGAUCUCGCGCCCGCGGCCAAGCGUCUCUCGGAGUCCGCCAAGCGCCGCGCCAGCGUCGCGUCCCGCGCCAAGACGAUGCUGAUGUACCCGGCCUUCGUCGCGUUUAUCGGCGUCGCCGUGCUCGCGCUGAUGCUCCUCGUGGUCGUCCCCACUCUCGGCGAGGCGCUCCAGCAGGCCAACGCCGAGCUCCCGGGCUACUCCCGGCUCGUUAUCGACACCGGGCUGUGGAUGCGCGCGAACCUCUUUCUCGUCCUGCUCAUGGUCGGCGCGGCGCUCAUCGGCGCGAUCGUCGGACGCCGACGCUUCGUCCCCGCCGCGACCGCCGCGCUGCGGCGCAUCCCCGUCGUCGAGCGGGCCGGGCUCUCGGGCGAGUGCGCUUCCCUCUUCGCGGUCCUCGCGGCGAUGUCCCGCUCGGGCGUGCCGCUCGCCGACUCGCUCAGCGUCAGCGCCAAAACCGUCAAGCACCCGCAGCUGCGCGAGCAGCUGGAAAAACUCCAGAACGGGCUCGUCGAGGGCGGCGUCUUCUCGUCCCUCGCCGAGAACGUCGAGGCCCUCCCCCUCGCGACGCGCAAGCUGCUCAUCGCCGCCGACCGCGCGGGCGACCUGGAGCCCACGUUCGAGUCGCUCACCCAGGAGUACGCCGAGCGCUCGGAGGAGGCGAACCGCCGCGGCCGCCGGGCGUCCAACCCCACGCACACCUCUCGAUUGGAUGGGACCGAAACCAUGACCACACGAACCCGCCGCGCCCGGCGCGCUUUCACGCUGCUCGAGAUCCUGCUCGUUCUCGCCAUCCUCGGCGUGCUCGCCACCGUCGCCGCGGUGAACCUGAUCGGUCGCGGCAACGCGGCGCGGAUCCAGGCGACCGGCACGCAGCUCACGACGCUGAAGCAGAUGCUGACCGCCUACAGCCUCGACAAGGGCGGGUUCCCCACCACGGCCGAGGGGCUGCGGGCGCUGGUGCCCAACUACAUGGAGAAGAUCCCGGGCGACGGCUGGAACACGGAGUUCAGCUACCAGUCGCCCACGUCGGACCCCAACCGACGACCCGUGCGCGGCGCGCGUGCACAUCGCGGCAUGACGCUGCUCGAGGCUCUGCUCGCGCUGGUGAUCCUCGGCGCGGCGGUCACCGUCGGGCUGGGCGGCAUGGGCGCCAUCCAGCGCAUGGCGGUCAUCGAGCAAGAGCGCCUCAACGCGAUGGAGGUCGCGCACCGACUCCUGCUCAACCACAUGAUCGACCCCGGCUCGCUCCCCGACCCCGAGGGGUCCCCGAUCGGCCAGGGCACGGGCGUCUUCCGCUUCGAGAUCGAAGAGUCCGUUCUUGAAGAGGAGGCCUCGGGCUCGAGCGUCACCCGCCGGCGCUCACGCUCGAUCAGCGAGACCACCGGCAACCAGCGCCUCGCCGCCGGGCUCGUGCAGGUGACGGUGCGGGUCUACGCCGACGCGGGCGGGGUCCCCGACACGCGGCGGGGGCAGAUCGUCGAGCUCACGCGCAUCUACGACCCGUUCGACACCGACGAAGAGACGAUCAUGUUCACGCGCGCCUUCACGCUGCUCGAGCUCCUGCUCGCGAUGGUGAUCGGGUCGAUGAUCCUCGCCGGCGGGUACGCCCUGCUGACGUCCGUGUCGCGCAUGGACCGCGGUUUUGCGACGCGUCUCGACACCACGAUGCGCCUGGCGUUCGUGCAGCGCACGCUCGCCCGCGCGACGCACUCGGUGGUCGCCGCUCCCGAGGACUACGACCCGCAGGAAGCCUCCCGCGCCGCCGUCGAGGAAAGCGCCCGCGAAGAGCUCUUCGACAGCCUGCAGGACCGCGACGAGUUCUUCGAGGCGCUGCGCGAGCAAUCCGUCGAGGAGCGCGCCGAGACCACCGACACCCUCGUCGAGGCGCGCCCCAUCCCGCCGGCGCCCGCGCGCGUACGCAUGGGACACCUCUCGGAAGAAGACGAGUGGGAGUACCGCGGGGAAGACGCCGCCGCGGGCGUCCGCAGGCUCGAGCUCUUGCUCACGCGGACCCCGUUCGGCGAUCAGACCCGGGGCGCCCCGGUGCGCGGCGCCUUCGACAUCGUCCCCCUCGAGAGCGGACGCGAGGACCGCUGGCGCUUCCAGUGGACGCCGAUCGACCCGCCCGGGAAACCAACGAUCCUGCUCGACCGCCUCACCCUCGCCGAGUGGUCGCUCACCGACAGCGAGGGCGCGUUCGACGAGUUCGCGUCCUACACCGCGGCGGAUCUCCCCUGGGCGCUGCGCACCACCCUCUGGACCGAGAGCGGCGAGAAGGUGGACUGGAUGUUCGGCUUCGGCGCCGCCAGCACGCCCCGGGAGCCGCGCUGA
Molecule: messenger RNA, 4329 nt
Organism: Cladocopium goreaui
Lineage: Eukaryota; Dinophyceae; Suessiales; Symbiodiniaceae
Source: the annotation of a GenBank genome assembly